ACAACACCACACACCGCUCACUGUUGGAAGUUGUGUUUGAAGGGCACAUAACAACUUGCAGAGAUGCGAGAGGACAGCCCGAGAAAAACAACGAUGAGAAAGUCGUAACCAGCAUCCUGAGAAAUAUAAAUUUACUGAGGAGGCUGUUAAACGACGUCGAGCUUUAGCCCUGCUAGCUAACCGUCGUCAAACUGGAGCGAGCUGAGGAAAGAAAGGGCAGUUUGUCCCCGAUAUAUUUACAGCUGGGGUCUGUCGAGGACAGGAAACAUGAAGUUCGCUCAGUUUUUGCUGAAAAAUGGCUCCGUCGCUGGGAUACCGAAACAAGUGGAGAGGUUUGCCAAGUUUUCCCCGUCUCCGUUGUCCAUGAAGCAGUUCAUUGACUUUGGCUCGGCCAAUGCAUGUGAGAAGACCUCCUUUGUGUUCCUGCGGCAGGAGCUUCCUGUCAGACUGGCCAACAUCAUGAAGGAAAUUGAUUUCCUCCCUGACAAACUCCUCGGCACUCCAUCCCUAAAGCUCCUCAUCAGCUGGUAUUCACAGAGUUUGUUGGAGAUUGUAGAUUUUUUAGAAAAGGAUCCAGAUGACAAGGAUGUCCUGAAAAGCUUCACACGGACUCUGGUAAACGUCCGUAAUCGGCACAACAACGUGGUGCCCACCAUGGCUCAGGGCGUGGUGGAGUACAAGGAGGCCUUUGGCGUGGACCCCGUCACCAACCAGAACGUUCAGUACUUCCUGGACCGCUUCUACAUGAGCCGCAUCUCCACACGCAUGCUCAUGAACCAGCACACAUUAAUCUUCGAAGGCAGCGUGAACCCAGCCCAUCCUAAACACAUAGGCAGCAUCGACCCCACAUGUGACGUCGUGGAGGUAGUAAAAGAUGCCUAUGAGACUUCAAAGAUGCUGUGUGAGCAGUAUUACCUGACCUCUCCUGAUAUGCAGAUCAUAGAAGUCAAUUCCAAAACCCCCAACCAGGACCUCCACAUUGUCUAUGUGCCAUCCCAUCUCUAUCAUAUGCUGUUUGAGCUUUUCAAGAAUGCCAUGAGAGCUACAGUAGAGACCCAUGAGACGAGCCCAACGUUGCCCCCGAUCAAAGUGCAAGUCUCACUGGGAACUGAGGACCUCACUAUCAAGAUGUCUGACAAAGGAGGCGGAGUCCCUCUGAGGAAGAUCGAGCGCCUGUUCAGCUAUAUGUACUCCACAGCACCCAGUCCAGUCCACGUAGACAACUCUCGCAAUGCACCACUGGCUGGUUUUGGCUAUGGCCUGCCCAUCUCCCGUCUGUAUGCCAGGUACUUUCAGGGAGACCUGCAGCUCUACUCUAUGGAGGGCUACGGCACCUCAGCUGUCAUAUACUUGAAGGCUUUGUCCUCAGAGUCAGUCGAGAGACUUCCUGUUUUCAACAAGUCAGCCUUACGGCAUUACCAGACGACCAUAGAGGCUGACGACUGGUGCAUGCCCAGCAAGGAUCCAAAGAGACUGGGCAAUUCCAAGAGGACUCUGUGAUGGCGGACUGAAGGAGGAUACAAUAAAUGUAAGAAGACAAAGAGGAUCCAUGUUGGAAGAAAUGGAUAAGCUUGUACUGUAAGUGGAAGAAGGCACCAAAGGCUUUCAGCACGCUGCUGAACCUGGACUUGUGUGUGUGGGUUCCUUU
This is a messenger RNA of Epinephelus fuscoguttatus (brown-marbled grouper), 1648 nucleotides long. It is a transcript of the gene pdk4, whose product is annotated as pyruvate dehydrogenase kinase, isozyme 4. Gene Ontology annotation, biological process: protein phosphorylation; regulation of glucose metabolic process. Gene Ontology annotation, cellular component: mitochondrion. The transcript has 11 exons. The record is from RefSeq and is a predicted model, not a curated record. Gene Ontology annotation, molecular function: pyruvate dehydrogenase (acetyl-transferring) kinase activity. Lineage: Eukaryota; Metazoa; Chordata; Actinopteri; Perciformes; Serranidae. The coding region runs from base 268 to 1500 and encodes 410 amino acids.